This is a messenger RNA of Spodoptera frugiperda (fall armyworm), 839 nucleotides long. Its product is annotated as succinate dehydrogenase assembly factor 2-B, mitochondrial-like. Gene Ontology annotation, cellular component: mitochondrion. Lineage: Eukaryota; Metazoa; Arthropoda; Insecta; Lepidoptera; Noctuidae. The coding region runs from base 144 to 584 and encodes 146 amino acids. The transcript is spliced from 3 exons. Gene Ontology annotation, biological process: mitochondrial electron transport, succinate to ubiquinone; protein-FAD linkage; tricarboxylic acid cycle. The record is from RefSeq and is a predicted model, not a curated record.
UGUCAAAUUUAAAACGCAUUUUCAGCUGUCAAUGGAAAAGUAUUGAUCUAUUUUUGUUUUUUUCGAUAACUUUCUAUUUUCCAAGAAAAUAAUUUGCAUUAAAGAUUUUUCUUUUGCUUUCUUGGUCAAUAAAAGUAUAUACAAUGUAUCGUCCCAUUCUAUCUUUCGUAUCGAGGCUACAGGCUCCCAAUCUGAUCAAUAGAAUGCCUAGUGUUUUUAUGAGCGACAAGCGUAUAGAUGUUGACUAUUCCUAUGUGGAAAUACCUCGUUAUGACAUUGACAAACCACAAUCAUUGGAGACACGUAAAGCAAGGCUCUUGUACCAGUCCAGGAAAAGAGGAAUGUUGGAGAAUGACCUCCUUUUGAGCACCUUCGCAAAGAAAUACUUGCCCUCACUCAAUGAGGAACAAACUAAAAUGUACGAUCGGCUCAUCAACACGGUCAGCAACGACUGGGAUCUCUUCUACUGGAUGGUGGAGAAACAACCCACGCCCAAGGAAUACGACAACGAAAUAAUGGACAUGCUGAAAAAACACGCCAAAAACGAAGAUAGAGUAUCUCUACGUCAACCAAAUCUAUAUUGAAAUUAGCACAAAAAAAAAAUUAAAUUUAGGGCUGAUUUUUCAAUCAACAGAUAAUUCAUCAAAAUAAGACAUUUGCAAGUUUCAAAGUUUGUAAAUUAUUCCACCGAUAAUAUAUAUCUGGCGUUAGAAUAAUCAGCCCUUAUAGUAGUACUUACUUUCUUAAAAAUAGUGCAUUUAAUCCAGUUAAUGCAAAUUCUAUUUAUUAAAUGUUAAUUAUUUGUUGACUUGUAGAAUAAUAAUGACGAUCAUAUGAAA